AUGAACGUUUCAACAUUUGAUUCAUGCAAGGCUAUAGAGGAGGCUGCACGAAGAAGGAGUGAUGAGAACAUGUUGUUGAAGAUUUCAGGAGUUGAUUUGAUGGCUGCGGAGGCCAAGUACCAUAAACACUGCCGCUCCCAAUAUGUAAGUAAAUCCAACCUAAUGUUUGUUGACUUUCGAGUUGAUGGGGAGGAAGAUGUCUACACCCAAGCGUUCCACAACCUGAGAGAGGACAUCAAACCUCAGUUAGAAUCAGGAGUGGCUCUUGAUAUGAAAACCCUCUUAGACUCUUACCAGGGAAUUUUGCAACACCUUGGCUGCAACACGGCAAAAAGUUACAAGUCAGAGAGGUUAAAACGCAGCCUGCAACAAAGUUUUCAAGAGGAAAUUGUCUUUCAGAAGCUACCGGAUCCCUCUAAGCCAGAGUUGGUUUACUCUAGCUCUAUAUCUUUGCAGGAUGUCAUCAAUUCAGCCGCUAAGAAAAGAGAUUCGGUCACUGCUGUUCUUAUGAUGACCUAGAAGUAGUUGACACUAGCCUAGCAUUAGACAUUAUAGCCAGCUCAGAAAAUCUGGGUGCUGUUGUUCCAUCUAACAUUUCACCAGGAGUGUUUGUUCAAGUCGCGGGAGACAAUAACGAUAUCAAAGAGGAGACACUAGACGGCAAGCAAACUACUCAUGCCACUACACUUGUCCUGUACCAAAGAAAGCAACAAGGACCAAAACCGAAACCUGCAGUUCGUCCUGCUCAUUCAGAAAAACGUCGGUCUCUUAACAUCUCAGAUGCAAAUCCACCCCUGUUGGAGUUUGGUGCUUGUGGCAAGCGGCCUGCCGUAACCUUUUACAAAGACAAAAUGGAAGAAGAGUGGUUUCAGUCCUCAAGCUCGCUCUGUACCACUGCAAUUCAGAUGGAUUUUGGUUGGUUUUUAACACGUCUGUGUACCCACCAGUUGUUUAGUGAAAAUCUACAUAACCGCGACGGCGAAGUUUUUCAGCCCUUGCCAAGUUGGAGUGGGUUUAACGCAAAGAUAGCAAGUGAGCCGCCACCCUUGACCUCCGUUGGUUACUGUCGAACGAUCAAUGGUUCACCGACUGAAUACAGUACAGUUUACACUGCCAUGAAGAACGUCCAAGCAAUGAUGGAUGUACUACACCAGAAACACAGUGUAAUUACGUUUGACCUGGCAAUCUACAUGAAGGCCAAAGAGAUUCAGUGGCGAUGGCCUGAAGAAUUUAAGAACACAGUGAUCCGAAUGGGAGGUUUUCAUAUAGCAUUAAACUUCCUCUCAGUUAUUGGAAAGAUUUUCCAGGACAGUGGCAUUGAAGACCUGCUAAUGGAAUCUGGUGUGUAUGGAUGCCACACGGCAUCUAUGCUAUUGAAGGGGAAGUCAUACAACAGAGGCGUGCGUGCACAUAAACUUGUUCUCGAAGCACUACUGAGACUGCAGUGGCAAGCAUUUGGAGCUUGGAUGGAAGCUGAGGACGUCGAGCUCCCAACAGUAUAUCAGCGCCAGUGUUUAUCUUUAAUAAACUGUUGUCAAAGAGAAAGUAAUGAUGUAGCCUCUCUGAAGACCUCAUUCGGUCUUCUCUGCGACAAACUUCCACAACUUCAACAAAUUUUCGCGAGAUUCUGCACAGAAGCUAGUCAGCAGUCUAAACUAUUCCACUUCUGGAAUAUGUAUAUUGACAUUGUUCUAUUGCUGUUGCGCUUCAUUCGAGCUGAACAAGAGGGAUCAUGGAAACUUCAUUUGAAAGCCGUUGCAGAAAUGGUACCGUACUUCUUUUCAAUGGAUCGCAUCAACUAUUCCAGGUAUGUGGGCAAUCGAUUUAUUCUGAUUAUCUUUUUUCAUAUCUUUCAGAUUGACUGCAAAUUGUGCAUCAGUACUAAAGAACAGUAGCCUAAUUGAACUUUAAAAGAGUCAUCGCUACGAGGAUUAGAGGUCGGAUUUGUAAGGAUUUACUCCCCUUUGCUUCGAAAUGAUGUGGGUUUUUUUGACUGAAUUAUAAUAUAUCGAACUUAUUACGGGAUUUAUUCUUUAUCCCAAGUGGUGAACACGUUUGUUCAAACGCAUGAAGAGAUCUACACAUUAUCAUAGGUCGUUACCUUAUUAUGCGGUUAGCUUUAACUUUCUCACUUACCCGGCCCCUUCUUACGUUUCUCUUAUUUUGACGUCUUCCUCCAAUAAAUUGCAGGUGGCUCCUCAUCUACUUGGCUGAUAUGCAGCUGCUUCUCACUCACGCUCCAGAAGUUUACGAAGAAUUCCUAAAUGGCAACCACCCAGUGAGUAGAUCAAGUCAACCCUUUAGCCAAGUUUGGACUGACAUGGCCUUGGAACAAACCAUCAAUCUCAACAGCAAGAUUAGAGGGGGUAUUGUUGGCUUGACACAAAAUGCUUCGGCACUAGACAGAUGGUUUAUAACAAGUCACAAGAGAGCUGAGCUAACUGGUGCAACCAAGCGACUUUGCAACCUUGAAGACUCUGACAAGAUUGGGACUCACAAGGAGGCAGGUUCCCAAAGAGUAAAGAGGGAUGAAAACGAUGUUCAGCGGCUGAUUAACACCAUUACUAAUACCAUGUCAAACCCUUUCGAUUUGAGUGAGGCAUCGAAGGAAGACCCAGUUCAAUUACGAAACAUCGCCACUGGACUCGUUAUGCCGCAUGACGCGGCAGAGCAGCUCGUUGACUGUUUCAGCACAGGAGCAGAAGAAGCAAAGAAAUUUAGGAGACAAAGAAUGGACAGUGAUGAGGUAUCCUUUUGGAGCAAGAUAUCGAAAUUGAAUUUGAAAACAUUGGCUUCUCUGGCAAAAACAAAUCAAAUCAAAUGCGCAGACGAGAAGAUCAUCACUAUUUCAGCUGACAGAAAUUUGUUUGGAAGACUUCUAAUUGCUGCAAAGUGUCGUGACGUUGAUGUGAAAGAGGUCCUGAGAUAUGAACUUUGCAUUGGCACAUGCAGGUGGUGCUUUGCGGAAAACUACAAAAAGUGUCCUAAUGGCUGAGGUUGAACGGGAAUGUCAAGCACAAGGAAGACUUCCUGAAAGUGCACUAUCAACCGCAUUCAUUUUUGAUGCAAUGGCUCUUAUCCAGACGUUGAAGUCUGCAGGCUCCCGCACAUUCGGAGACCUAGCUGAAACAUACUUUAAUUUGCUCUUCACACCUCUACGAUAA
This is a messenger RNA of Porites lobata, 3164 nucleotides long. NCBI's taxonomy places the organism in Eukaryota, Metazoa, Cnidaria, Anthozoa, Scleractinia, Poritidae. The record is from the annotation of a GenBank genome assembly.